AUGAAAGAAUACACUACAGGAAUAUCGAUAAAUGGGAAACAGUUUCACUCCAUCCGCUUUGCAGAUGAUAUAGCUCUCCUAGCUGACAGCAAAGAAGAAAUGAGUAUGAUGCUGCAUAUACUUGAAUCAUCUCUAGAUAACGAAGUUAUAUCUACGAAGGAAAUAAGAAGACGAAUUACAUUAGCAAAAUACGCUUUUGAGAAAAAAAGGACACUUCUUACCAAUAAACAUCUAAGUAUAAGAUCAAGAAAGAAAUUCGUAAAAACAUACGUUUGGAGUAUAUUACUAUAUGGUUGUGAAUCUUGGACAAUAGGAAAGUAUGAAAAAAAUAGACUAGAGGCUAUGGAAAUGUGGAUGUGGAGGAAAAUGACUAGAACAAGCUGGAUAGAACAUAAGACGAAUGAAGAAGUGCUGAACGAGAUAAAUGAAGAAAGAACAAUAAUGAAAAGAACAAUAAAGCUAAUUGGACAUCUACUUAGAAAUAAUGAGUUUAUUACUAUCAUUGUGGAAGGAAAAAUAGAGGGAAAAAGAUCCUUUGAAGAAAUCUUCAGACGAAUGGGUGUUACCUCUUACCAAAAUCUCAAGAGGACAGCAUCUGACAGACAUGUAUGA
Cinara cedri is the source of this 612-nucleotide messenger RNA. Lineage: Eukaryota; Metazoa; Arthropoda; Insecta; Hemiptera; Aphididae. The record is from the annotation of a GenBank genome assembly.